Molecule: messenger RNA, 6272 nt
Organism: Prionailurus viverrinus (fishing cat)
Lineage: Eukaryota; Metazoa; Chordata; Mammalia; Carnivora; Felidae
Gene: IL9R
Product: interleukin 9 receptor
Exons: 8
Coding region: 1764-3338 (524 amino acids)
Biological process (GO): immunoglobulin mediated immune response; cytokine-mediated signaling pathway
Cellular component (GO): membrane; external side of plasma membrane
Molecular function (GO): interleukin-9 receptor activity; interleukin-9 binding
Source: RefSeq, a predicted model, not a curated record
GUCAUGAGGGGCAGACACUGGCUUCCCUCCUCCUGCUCUGACAGCCAUCCUGUGAGAUGGUCCGGGGUUGUCUGAGCUGUGAUUAGAUCUCCCUCGUGUCAUCCCAGUGCCUGUUCCAGGACCACGGAGUAUGCGGAUGGGGGUUUCUACACUGCCUGGCCCAGUUUCUGUUGUCAAGGACGUGGGUAGCCCAGAGGAGACAGAGGCCAGUGGUGCCCAGGCUUUCGUGGCAACUGCCUGGACACAUGCUAAGAACAGAGGUGCCAGGUGCCAGGUGUUGGGCGGCACGCCACCCUGCCCAGCUCACUUUGUAGAGACAGAAGCAUUCUCUGUGGGAAGAGUUCUCGGAGGAGAAGCAGGGACCAUCCCCCCAGGUGGCCCUGCAUAGGUCUCCGCUGCUCCCACAGGGUGGGUCCUGGCCCUGGUAGCUCUCAGCUGUCCCUGCUCUGGGGCCUAUUGAGCUUGGAGCCACCCCACCCUGUGCUCUCGAACCAUCUGGGAUGGUCUGGCCCAGCUGGCCCAAUUCUGCAUAGACGGAGGGCUCCUUCCACUGGGGCCUGGGUUAGCUCUUCAGCUUGAAGUGGCUGCUGUGCCUCAGGCCCCCCGACCUGAUGCUCGCUCUGAUCCUUUCACUACACACCCUGACCGUGGGCUGUUGUCCGGCUUCUCCCCCGUCUCCACCCAAUCACUGUGCAGGAGGGGACAGACGCUGGGGGUGGGGGGGGUAAACUCGCUACAGCCUCCCAUGCUGUGGCUGGUGCUGCUAGGUGACGCUGCUUGCUAGGAAAGGGUGCAGUCUUCCUGAGCAUGGAUCUUAACGGGUCAGUCCUGUGGGUACAUGGCUAGGCUGCUGGGGUGUUGGGGUGGUGUCUGCCCCCUGCGUGUGUGCAGGCUCCUUCAAGGUUUACGUGCUGUGGUCUGUGCUGCUUUUUUGCCUCCUUAUCACCCAUCAGGCUUGCAUAACCAGGCUGGCCCUGCUUCCUGCUUAGGAACUAUCAGUGCACCAUCUGGAGCUACAAAUAGGGUGAUAGGAAGUCAACAGCCUCCCAGCACCCAGGCACUUGUGAACACCCAGUCCCUUCGUCUCCAGCUUACCCCUGGUCCCCCCAGGGAUCCUGUUGCUCAGGCUGGCACUCCUCUCUUGGGGUGCUCUCCUUCUCAUGACCGGCACCUUCUAAACGGGGAUGCGAUCGACAGAGCUUAGGGAGUGCAGUUUUGUCAAAAGGACACGCCACUGCGAUCCUCCUACCUAAUCCUGGGUCAGAACAUUGGGAUGGGUCUUUGUUUAAGGAGACAGGAUGUGUGGACGUUGGCUGUGUGACCCUGGGCAAGGCAUUUCCCCUCCUUGGGACUCAGCUUGCUUGUCUGUGUGUAGGGACGGUCUUUCUACCUCACAGGGCUGCUGUGGGAAUUCAAGUGUAUGAGGCAAGCUACGCAGUCGGCCUUGCGCGACAGGACCUGGGCCCAGCAACAGGGGGCUGUAUUGGCAGAGGAUGCCUGUCCCAGAGAAGAAACGUGUAGGCAGACUCAGACACAUAGCUGGUUCAGAGUCCAGAACCCACCAGAAGAUCUGGGUUGGAGGCCACCAUGCUAUAUGCUGUAGCCACGAAUCUUUGGUCUGGCCAGUGUAUCUUUCUGAGCUUCAGUUUCUUAUGGGAGCAGCUCAGGCAGUGGUGUCCAAUCCCUGUCAUGGGACAUGGUGAGGGUAUUGGUGGUGACCCACUCAGAGCUGUCAGGAGCACACUCCAUAGGGAGUGGACCUCAUGGGGAGCAUGCCUCACAGGGGGAGCCCUCACGGUGAGCACCUAUCAGGGGGGUUCUCCCCACAGAGAGCAGCCCUCAUGGUGAGUGUCCCCAGGGGGGUGCUCUCAGCCCAGUUCCUUGCAGGAUGGACCUUGGAGACUGAGGCCCUGAUGCGGGAGUUGAGUACCUGGCUCCUGAUCUGCACGUGCAUCAGCCCUUGGGUUGGCUUGGGAGUCUCCAUCCACGGGGAAGGAGGAGGGCUCGGGGCUGGAUCUUUCAUCUGCCUCAACAACAACAUCCUAAGGAUCGACUGCCACUGGUCGGCUGUAGAGCUGGGUCAGGGCCCUAGUCCCUGGCUCCUCUUUACCAGCAACCACGCCGUGGGCAGCAAUCACAGAUGUGUCUUCCGGGCCAGCGAGUGCACUCUGGUGCUGCCGCCUGAGGAGGUGCUUGUGCCUUCUGACAACUUCACCAUCACUUUCCACCGUUACGUCUCUGGGAAGGAGCAGGUCAGCCUGGUGGACCCACAGUACCUGCCCCGGAGACAUGUGAAGCUGGACCCUCCCUCUGACUUGCAGAGCAAUGUCAGCUCUGACUACUGUGUCCUGACCUGGAGCGUCAGUCCUGCUUUGGAGCCUCUGAUCUCCAUGCUCAGCUAUGAGCUGGCCUUCAAGAGGCAGGGGGAGACCUGGGAGCAGGCCCAGCACAGGGAUCACAUUUUUGGGGUGACCUGGCUCAGGCUUGAAGCCAUCGAGUUGGACCCUGGUUCCAGCUACGAGGCCAGGCUGCGCGUCCAGAUGGCCUCGCCGGAGGAUGACCUGGCGGAGGAACAGCACUAUGCGGGCCAGUGGAGUGACUGGAGCCAGCCUGUGUGCUUUCCCUCUCCCCAGACCUCUGCCCGAGGCCCCCUGUUUUCACCUCGGGGGCAGCCUGACGGCACCCUUGUCGCUGUACCUGUCUUUCUGCUACUGACCAGCCUGACCUGCCUCCUGUUCAAGCUUUCACCCAGGGUGAAGAGAAGCUUCUACCAGAACGUGCCGUCUCCAGUGGCCUUCUUCCAGUCCCUGUACAGUGUGCACAAUGGGGACUUCCAGACCUGGAUAGGGGCCCACAGAACCGGUCUGCUGCCGAGCCAGGACUGUGUCGGUUCCCCGAGAAGAGCCUCGGAGUCUAGUGUCCAGGAGGCCAUUGCGUGGCUGACCUAUGGCCCAGUGGAUCCCUGGCAGUCAGUGGUCCUGGAGGAAGAGGAGAAAGGCCCACGUCCUGGCCUCCCAGAGGCUGUGUUGUUAGCAGGUCGUGUGGCACAGGGAGAGCAGCCACCUGCCUACCUGCCACAGGAGGACUGGGUCCCUGGGAGCCCCACCAGGCCAGCUCUCCCACAGGCAGAGGGCAGCAGUGGUGACUACUGUGCCUUGGGCUGUCCCGGGGCGUGCCACCCCUCGACCUUCCCAGGACGCAUGCAGAGCUCUGGGCCCAGCCUGGCUUUGGCCUGUGGCCUUUCCUGUGUCCAGCAGAGCCUGGAUGCCACGCAAGGAGGGACCUGUGUGGGAGUUGGUCACAGAGAGGAGCAAGACCCUGGUGAACGUGUCGCAUGAGGCCCUCAGGGCACUUUCUUCGCUCCUACCCUUGGCAGACGCUGGCUUUGAUUUAGAACCCUGACGGGGCCAGCUGCAUAAUGUCCAUCAUGUGGAAAACGGACUAAAGUCUCUGCGAAUGAAGCCCCUGCACAGAUACCCUGUCCAGAUGGAGGCCGAAAACCCCUCCUCUCUCCCCUCCCCUCAGCAUCCUACCACGCAGCUCCCACUCCCGGGCUCGCCACUUCCCUCCCUGCUUUCGGGCUCCACCCUGGUCCCUCACAGAAGUGGGGGUGUUGGCUCCACAGCCUGUUCUGCCCUCACUCCCUUAAAGGGCCAGCCGGCACCCACCAGACACAGUUGAGGUGCUGUGACCAGGCGGAGUGUUGUCUUUCUGUGCCUCCCUGAGGUACCUCUGCUACUGAGAUUAAAAGGGAUUCAGUGGUUGUUUCAAACUGCUGCUGACUGGGAGAGGGGCCCACAGGAAGUACAGGGGGUGGGGGUCUGUCUAUUCUCGGGUUUUCUGGGGUUGGAGAUGCUGACAUUUUGAAGUUAGCAUCCAAAUGGAGACCUGUCCCUCUCUGGGUGGCCAACCAGAGAGGGCACCUCUGCAUGAGUCUCUGGUGUCCCCUGAGGCCUGUACAGAAAAACAAAAAACAAAAAACAAAACACACUUGUGGACCCAGGCUCCCAAAGGCAAAGGCUUCCUCUGCCUCAGACAGGCAUCCCCCUCCCCUCUGCGUGCCUGCGGAGGCCCCUGGGGUUUUGUGGGGAGCCUCAGCUGAGCCAGAUCAUGGUCAGAAGGGGUGAGGCAGGACCCAGAAUGUAUUUUUAGCGUGUAGAGAGAGGAGGGGUGUGGACGGAAGUGAGGUGUAGGCAUGUUCAGCUCUAACCAAGGAUAGAAAAAAUAGCAUGAGUCACCCUCCCCUUGGGGAGCCCUGGCCUGGGGUAUUAUUAUAGCAGCAUCUGCGUGGCUUCUGUGGCUUCACAGGGAACCUGGGCCACCUGCAUAUGACGAGUGACCCCCACAGCGGGGAUGCCUCUUGUGCGUGGCCGGAGACAUUGUUCCUGUGAGUCACACAUCUUCUCUCGGUGGCGCCCGGAGACCUGGCUUGGGAGUGUGCAGCCUUAGAGGCUGUGUGAUGGUACGUGAGACACUCCUGCCCCUUCAGCCUGUGGGACUAACAGUACCUCGUAAGUGUUGCUGUGAGUUCACCUGAGCAAGCUGCCUGCAUAUCUUGGUGCCCAGAAAACGCGUUUCCCUUUAUUGUGAUGAGAUGACCCUUGGACGCUUGUGCUGUGAUCCGGUUUCCAGCAGAGCAAGGUGUGAAGACCUUGGGAUGAGGAAGUCGCCGAGCGCUGGGCACUGAAGGAGUCAGAGAGCAGGCGGCUGGCAACUGGAACCCUCACACAGCUGGUGGUUUGAGGGAUUGGCCGCACGGCAUGGGCUGGAGCUCAGAUGUCCAAAAUUUGGCCGGCUGGGCUGGAGAGGGUCUGGAAAGCCAGGCUGAGAGCAGUGAGGGAAGGGGACUCUCCCUGGUGAGGGAGGAUGCACAGUGGCUUCCCUUUCUUUCUUUCUUUCUUUCUUUCUUUCUUUCUUUUUAAAAGAUUUUUUAUUUUUAAGUAAUCUCUGCACCCAACGUAGGGCUAGAACCCAUAACUCCAAGAUCAAGAUUCGCAUGCUCCAGAGACUGAGCCAGCCAGGUGGCCCUCUUUCUUUAAUUUUCAAUGUGGUGAAAUUCACAUAAUCUAAACAUAACUCUUCUAAAGUGUUCAAUUCAGUGACUGUUAGUACAUGCAUAAUAUUGUCCAACUGUCAUCACUCUCAAAGGAAAUCCCCUUCCCAUUAAGCGGUCCCCCCGCAGCCCCCACACUGUGCCCUGUGCAGCUCUUUGCCUGCUUCCCAUCUCUGUGGCUUUGCCUAUUCUGGACACUUUGUAUAAAUAGAGUCAUAUAAUAUGUGACUUUCUGCACAGUUUUCCCUCAGCAUAGUGUUUUUGAGGUUUAUCCACUUUAGAGAAUGGGCACCUCAGUCUUUAUUGUGGCCAAAUAUUACUCCAUUGUGUGGGUAGACCACAUGUAGUUCAUUCAUCCUUCUGGAGGGCAUUUGGGUGGUUUCCACUCUUUCACUGUCGUGAACAGUACUGCUGUGAACAUCCGUGUACAAGUUUUUGUUCCUAUACCCGUUGUCUAUGUUUUUGUGUAUAUUUCUUGGAGUGGCAUUGCUAGAUCAUGUUAACUAUGUUUAGACUUUUUGAGGAAUCACUGAACCGUUCUCCACAGUGACUUCAACAUUUACAUCGGUAAUGUACUCCAGUUCCAAUUUCUGCAUAUCCUCACCAACUCUUGGUAGUGUCCUUUUUUUUUUUUUUUUUUAAGUCGCUCUUCUGAUGGGUACAAAGUGGUACCUCUGCGUGAUUUUGACUUGCAUUUCCCUGAUGGCUGGUGAUGUUGAGUAUCUUUUCAUGUGCUACUUGUGUAUUUUCUUUGGAGACAAGCUUGUUCAAGUCCUUUGCCUAUUUUUUAAUCGGGUUGGUUGUCCCUGUGCUGUUGUAGGAGCUCUUUCUUUAUUCUGGACACUAAACUCAUAUCAGAUAUUCCAUUUGCAAAUAUUUUCUUACAUUCUGCAUGUUAUUUGGUGUCAUACACAAUAGAUUAUUGCCUAAUACAACCCCAAUAAACACAUAAAAUUAUGCUUAACAUGUUUAGACAUCAGAAAAAUGAAAAUGAAAACCACACUGAGUUGCCACUUCAUACCCAUUAGAAUGGCUGUUAUCUAAAAAUUGGAAGCUAGUUUCGGUGAGGAUGUGAAGAAGUGAGAACUGUCGUGCAUUGCCGAUGGAAAUGAAAAAUGAUAGUGGUGAUGGUUAUACACCAUUAUGAAUAUUCAUUUAAAAAUGGUGAAAAUUGGCCACCCGGGUGAUUCAGUCGGUUAAAUACCUGACUCUUGAUUUC